Molecule: messenger RNA, 2158 nt
Organism: Bactrocera neohumeralis
Lineage: Eukaryota; Metazoa; Arthropoda; Insecta; Diptera; Tephritidae
Gene: Exd2
Product: exonuclease 3'-5' domain-containing protein 2
Exons: 7
Coding region: 321-2066 (581 amino acids)
Biological process (GO): nucleobase-containing compound metabolic process
Cellular component (GO): cytoplasm; nucleus
Molecular function (GO): 3'-5' exonuclease activity; nucleic acid binding
Source: RefSeq, a predicted model, not a curated record
UAUAUUAAUUUGGAUAAUUAGAAUUUAUUAUUUAAGAGGCGAAAUUGAAUUGCAAUUAUUUUUUUUCUUUUCUGAAAAAAAUAUUAAUUAUAUGUAUACAAAUUAGUGGAGCGAUAACUUAUACUUGUACGUGCACUUCUUUUUUAAUUUUUUUAAAUACUUAAUUGUGAACCGACAAGCUUUUAUUGUUGAACAGCUGUUGAUAAGAAAAAACAGGUGAUGUGGUGACAGUUUGAAGCGCACUAGUUUUGCACAUUUUCUUGAAAACACUCAAAAUUCUCACUUCCUUACCAAUAUAAUAAAAAAUAAUUAAUUUAAAUAUGUCUGAUUUGCAAAAGCGCACACUAUUCACUACCAAAACAUCAUUCCUGACCACAGCGGCUGGCAUUGGUUUGUUAUGUCUUGUUGUUCGUCAAAGAGCACGUAUUAUAUCCUACAUACGCAACUACAGAAACCCUUUGGGAGGAAAGCAUAUAACCGUUGUUGAAACACUUGAUGAAUGCCAACAUGUUUUAGAUACAUUAAAACGUCACUGCCAUGAAUAUAAAGUUCUCGGCUUUGAUUGCGAAUGGGUGACAGUGGGAGGCAAGCGUCGACCUGUAGCACUACUGCAGUUAUCUUCACAGAAAGGACUUUGCGCCCUAUUCCGCCUUUGUAACUUACAACAAAUACCAAAAGAUCUCCGUGAUCUGCUCGAAGAUGAUAAAGUUAUAAAGGUGGGAGUAGCUCCACAAGAUGAUGCACACAAACUUGCAUUUGACUAUGGUGUGGGUGUGGCAAGCACAUUCGAUUUGAGAUAUUUGGCUGCCUUGGUUGAACAAAAACCAGAAGGUUUAGCUAAAAUGGCAAAGAGCUUGCUAAACGUGCAACUGGAUAAAAAUUGGAGAUUAUCUUGCUCAGAUUGGGAAGCUAAAGUACUAAACGAAAAGCAAUUGCAGUAUGCAGCAAACGAUGCAUUGGUCGCAGUGAAAAUAUUUGACAAGCUCGUGAAGAAGUUGGAACCAAAUUCGUUUUGGAAACCAAAAAAGUUGAACUUCGAUAAUAUUCAAGAACGGUUGGAACCAUUUUUUGAUGUUCGCUUCAAGGAAGGAUUUUUAAACAACUGCGCGAGUAUCGAGAGAAGUAAAGCUGCAGCAAUCGCUGGGAAAAAGUCAAAAAUAAAGCCUCUGCAAACUCGUAGCAUUAGCACACGCAGUAAAGCACUGUACGAUAACUGCAAUUUACAGGCACCAGAUGGUGAACUGCUUUGUACUAUAGAUGCGAAGAAAGCACAAUGGUAUGUAGAUCAAAGUUUGGGCGAGAUCAUAUCGAAUACACCGUUAACUGUGCGUUUGAAUUUCGAGCCUUCGGGACGAGCUGUCGGAGAUGUGGGGCGAUAUUAUCAGAAUCCGAAAGAAAACCGUUGCGUAGUAUGCGGACGCAGAGAUCCCUUAUCACGCAAAAAUGUUGUACCUCGCGAAUACAGAAAACAUUUCCCAGUGGUUAUGAAAUCGCAUACAUCACACGAUGUGCUCCUACUAUGCCCAGAAUGUCAUCAGCUUAGUAAUAUUUACGACUUGAAAAUGCGCACCAAACUGGCGGAACAAUGCAAUGCACCGUUCACUAAGGAUGAAUCAGCUGUGAAGUUCAUCGAGUUACCUGAGCUCAAGCAAGUUAAGUCCGCGGCGCGAGCCUUAUUACAAAGUCAAAAUGAAAUACCAGCAGAGCGACGUGAGGAAUUAAUACGUAUUCUAUUUAAUCAUUACAAAACAGAACCAACGCAUGAAUUAAUUGUGGAGGCCGCGAAAAUUGAUACAACGCGAAACAAUGAGAACUAUUGCCACCAUGGAGAGCACGUGGUCCAUAUGUAUCAAAACGAAUUCGGUGGACUCUGUGAACUGGAAAAACUGUGGCGGCAGCACUUCCUAAGCACAAUGAAGCCUAAAUAUCUUCCGGAGCUUUGGAAUGUCAAUCACAACGCAAAUAGGUUGGGUAUCCGCGCUCAAGAGGGUCGUGUUGAUAAGGAGGAUUUAAUUGUUGCUGGCCUCGAUGCAGCUGGAGUUAUGGAAACUGUAGCGAACAGUUGAAAAAAUUACAUUUUAAUAAAUUUGGUUAUUUCUGAAAAGUUUUUAUUUAUAAAUUUGUAACUAAAAUUUGCUGUGCCUAAAUUUAUUGCAAA